AUGUCGACGACCACCGCAACCAAGGCCACCAAUGGGCCAACAUCUGCAAGCGCAUCAGCCGGGCCUUUUCAACCGAGACUUCCACUGGUAAAGAGGAUAGUGUGCUGGAUGCAGGCAAUGGCUUUCAGCGGCUCGAUGAGCGCCGUGAAGACAUUGAAACCGGCCGUUGACAGGAUUUUCCCCCAGCCGUUCCACCCGACCUUGAUAAAGAAGUAUCAGUCACGGCCUGGGCUUCCGAUUCGGGUCUUCUUCCCCAAGGAUUACGACCACGUCAACCCCCAAGGAAACCCCCUGCCAUGCCUGUUCACCAUCCACGGUGGUGGGUUCGUCGUGGGCAUCCCGGACUUUAAUGAUGAUUGGAACCACCACUUCAGCAAUACCCACUCGGCGAUCGUGAUCGCUCUCAACUACCGAAAAGCCCCCAGACACCCCUUCCCCACACCGAUCCAUGACGUCGCGGCCCUCAUCACCACGGUGCUCGACGACCACAAAGACCUGGCUCGCCACAUCGACCCCAACCGUGUAGCCGUCGCUGGCUUCUCCGCCGGCGGGAGCCUUACCCUGGCCGUAAGCCAGCUACCCCAGAUCCGCUCCAGGAUCCAGGCCAUCGUGCCCGUAUACCCGGCGUGCGAUUUCGCAACCCCGACGGACGUCAAAGUACGGCUGAGGAGAUACAAACCGGAGCUGAAAGGAUUCCGAGCCCGCCGCAGCGACUUCCUCAUAUACAUGUUUGCUUGUUUUAACUGGAGCUACAUCCCCGUCGGUCAGGACCUGACGGACCCGCUCCUCAGUGGAGAGGUCCUCCCCGCGUCGUCCUUGCCGAAACGCGUGUUUAUCAUCGCGGCCGAGAUGGACCUCCUGGCGCACGGCGCAUGGAGAUUGGCAUGCAGGCUGGCCCGGAAGCCGGUGCCCGGACAUGAUCAACAGGUUGGACGGCCGGAGGUGCAGCCACCACACAGGCUUGUCCUGGACGACGAGGCUUACCACUGGAUACAAAAGACCGAAGACGGACGGGAGGUCAGGUGGUUGCUCGCGCCCGAUGCGGUGCACGCUUUCGAUAUGGAGGCCAAGAUUUUAGCGCCUUUCGACAAUGUCAUGAAGGCGGAUUGUAGGGCUAAGAGGGAUCAAGAGAUCGAGUUAAUCGGGAGGUGGCUUUGGGGCUAG
Pyricularia pennisetigena is the source of this 1164-nucleotide messenger RNA. RefSeq lists its product as uncharacterized. NCBI's taxonomy places the organism in Eukaryota, Fungi, Ascomycota, Sordariomycetes, Magnaporthales, Pyriculariaceae. The record is from RefSeq and is a predicted model, not a curated record. The transcript is spliced from 2 exons. Gene Ontology annotation, molecular function: hydrolase activity. Bases 1 to 1164 code for a protein of 387 amino acids.